AUGCAACACCACGAAUGCCAGUCUAACCUGAACGUCGCUUUGUGCACGCCAGUACGGCGUGGCGGCGACAUCGUGCGCGGCGGCGAACGGCCACCACCAGCCCGACCGCCGCCAUCACCACCACCACCACCAGCACCACCACCAUCAGCACGCCGACGUGCCGCCGCAAUGGUUUCUAAUUCCGUGUGUGCACGGAAGACGAUAACGCUGUACACGAGGUCGUGUCAACGGCCUGGCAAGGACAACGGGUUCGAACUGGCUAUCGCUGGAGCAUACGCGACGUGCUCUAUCAGCUAUUGGCGCCUUGCGACACUUACGCCUUCAGCCUUCCUUAACUUCUCCCACUCAGCUGCCAAAAGUGGAUUUGAGGACCUGCGAGCGGCGGUCGCGGCUUUCGAUCCUGAAAGUGCAACAAGUUUUGGUCUGCAGGAU
Messenger RNA from Iphiclides podalirius (scarce swallowtail), 432 nucleotides. NCBI's taxonomy places the organism in Eukaryota, Metazoa, Arthropoda, Insecta, Lepidoptera, Papilionidae. The record is from the annotation of a GenBank genome assembly.